This is a messenger RNA of Cylicostephanus goldi, 189 nucleotides long. Lineage: Eukaryota; Metazoa; Nematoda; Chromadorea; Rhabditida; Strongylidae. The record is from the annotation of a GenBank genome assembly.
AUGGUUUGUGUAGGAGUUGGUGUGCAGCAGCAGCAGCAGCAGAGUGCAGGCUUCGUACCGAUGAUUCCUGUGAAGAUGCAGCCGAGUGUAGGCCUUGUACAGAUGAAACCGGCAACAACGGGAUGCAAAGAUAGCUGUUUUGCGCAGUGCUCAGCAUCGUGCACGGUCUCGGACAAGAUGUGCCUGGGC